Molecule: messenger RNA, 2163 nt
Organism: Anguilla anguilla (European eel)
Lineage: Eukaryota; Metazoa; Chordata; Actinopteri; Anguilliformes; Anguillidae
Gene: smndc1
Product: survival motor neuron domain containing 1
Exons: 6
Coding region: 146-859 (237 amino acids)
Biological process (GO): mRNA processing; regulation of alternative mRNA splicing, via spliceosome
Cellular component (GO): precatalytic spliceosome; cytoplasm; nucleus
Molecular function (GO): RNA binding
Source: RefSeq, a predicted model, not a curated record
ACAAUAUCGCGAGAGACGUGUACGUUAAACGAGAAUUCAUCAGGGGUGAAGAAAAGACGAGAAGCUAGCUAGAGAAAACCAGGCUGGGAAAAAGGUAGAGAUAUAUACAUUUGGUUAUUAAUUUACCAACUUCGUGUACAUAAAGAUGUCAGAUGAUCUAAUGAAACAGUUAUCCAGCUACAAAGCUCAGCUGCAGCAGGUGGAAGCAGCGUUAUCAUCCGAUGCUGACAAUGAGGACCUGCUCAAACUUCAGAAGGACUUACUGGAAGUCAUCGAGCUGACCAAUGACCUGCUGUCCAGCCAGCCGUCGGCCGCCCCCGCCAGCGCGGACAGCUCCGCGGCGCCCCCCCCGAGCCACGCCUGGAAAGUGGGCAACCGCUGCAUGGCGGUGUGGAAUGAGGACGGACAGUUGUACGAAGCCGAGAUCGAGGAGAUCGACGAGGAGAACGGGACGGGGGCCAUCACCUUCAUGGGCUACGGCAACGCCGAGGUCAUGCCCCUCGCCAACCUCAAACCCGUGGAGGAGGGCAAGCGCUCGGACGAAGACGGGAGCAAGUCAAAGUCCAGGAAGGAGCAGAUCGCCGAGCAGAGGGAGUACAAGAAGAAGAAAGCCCAGAAGAAGGUGCAGAGGAUGAAGGAGCUCGAACAGGAGAGGGAGGACCAGAAAUCGAAAUGGCAGCAGUUUAACAACAAAGCGUACUCCAAGAACAAGAAGGGACAGGUGAAGAGGAGCAUAUUCGCGUCACCAGAGAGCGUAAACGGAAAGGUCGGCGUGGGAACGUGCGGAAUCGCGGACAAGCCCAUGACUCAGUACCAGGACACGUCGAAAUACAACGUCCGGCAUCUGAUGCCACAAUAACGGCUAUUUUUAUUUAUUUUAUUUUUUUUAGCAGAUAAUGUUUUUAUGUUCUCGGUAGGCUGUUUAAGCAGGAUCAGAACUUGCCAAGCUGUGUGUUUCUAUGAACUAGUUCACUCAAAGAAGUUUUGGGGGGGGCGAACAUAAGGAUUGACUUCUUGUAAUUUGAGUCGUGCUUGAAUUUCAAAGCUGCAGUCCCCGCGUAGCGUAAAUCCAGAGUUUAGACAACACAGCUACACCAGUUCCGUAGUGUUCAGACUUUAUAAACAUAACAGCCUAGCCUCCGUAGAAUGUCCAAAGUUGAGAUAAAAACAACCCAAAUUCUAGAAUUUUCAGACCCGAAUUCUUUACGAUUUGUUGUUUUCCUUGUGUAUCUCAUUCCGUUGUUUAAUUUAAUUGCCAUAUUUAAAAGUUACCGGCUUUGGUGCGAAACAGGUCUGUCUUAUCCUCCAGCCACACAGUGCAGUUUCUAAUAUUAUUAAAGUAAUGUUCGUUUGCUUCCUGUGGAUUUGGCUCAAGGUGUUUGUGUCUACUAGGAAACAGUUGAACAGACAAAACGCGAGAUGAGAAUUCAGUGAGAUUAGCUUUGCUUAAAAUGCACUGAGGGGGACGUCAUGAGGAAAUAAAACUCAGGGAAUGUGUUCUUUUGGACGUACCCAGGGUUAUGUAUCAGAUCCACCAAUCAGGGCCACCGGUUUGGUGCAUGCUGGGUAUGUUUAAGGAAACACUUUCUGUGGGCUUCGUUGAAAAAUACGUACCCUGUUUUAUCUUCGAAGCUUUUAUUUUGUGUUCCAGUUGAAUAUAUAUGUUGCAUGACGAUGGCAAAUUAAAGUGCUGCCAUUUUCCAAAGAGCAGAUUCUUGGAUCUUGGAUGCCCUUUAAAGUCACCUUGUCCCCAGUUGUUUUUUUGUUUUUUUGUUUUUUUUGAUGUACCCACAAUGCCGUUGCUCUGAAAUCCUGUAAAUCAAGUUGUUUUACAUUGUCAGUACCUCUGUCCCAUCCGCUGUCCCAUCCGUGUGAGAACCACAUUUUUAGGCUCAAGAAAAUCGUGUAGUUAGUGUUGAGAUGUUUGUUUUUUUGAUGUGGCAAGGUAAACUGGGGUGCAAGUUUCAAAGAACUGUUUUUUUAUUUUUUUAUUUUUUUAAUAUGUUAUUUUUUUCUGUGUGGGGGAUGUCAUUGGGUAUCUGCAAAGUAAGCUUAUGUUAAUGCAAACCUGCUUUUGCAGGACUGUGAUUUUUACUAAAUGUUGCUUUUCAGUUUUGUACAUUACCUUUUAUGAAAUAAAUGUUAUGGUAUAACAUCCAUGAA